Messenger RNA from Trichomycterus rosablanca, 1428 nucleotides. RefSeq names its product otolin 1b (gene otol1b). The transcript is spliced from 4 exons. The record is from RefSeq and is a predicted model, not a curated record. Gene Ontology annotation, molecular function: protein binding. Bases 1 to 1428 code for a protein of 475 amino acids. NCBI's taxonomy places the organism in Eukaryota, Metazoa, Chordata, Actinopteri, Siluriformes, Trichomycteridae.
AUGAAUCAUCUUUGCAUUCAUUCCCUUUUCCUGGCCUUAAUGGUGCUGCUGUUUUUACCUAUGAAUGACGGCAUUAAAAUGACUCCACGACCAAAGUACACCAAAAAGCCUCCUCGAGACCUGGUCCAGCCGACAACAACAGUUGGAAAACUCACAGUCACGGCAAAGCAUGUGGACUACAGCAAGCCAAAACAGCGUGUCACGGAGAGUAUUACCGUCCCUGCUAAUGGGUAUGUGGACUACCACACGAGCACCACUGUGCCACCCAACAGCGUGCAGGACAACUACACUCUGGACUAUAGUGAAUGUUACCUUAAUGUCUGCGAGUGCUGCCCUCCAGAACAAGGACCUCCUGGACCAAAAGGAGACAUGGGGCUUUCAGGACCAUCUGGGCAAAAGGGGAACACUGGACUCAAAGGUGCCCCAGGACCAUUAGGUCCUACUGGAAUGCCUGGAUUGAAGGGAGACAAAGGAGAAAAAGGUGAGAAAGGAAACACUGGGUUUGCAGGAUCUCCGGGAAUCACGGGAAAAGCUGGAAUGAAAGGUGACACUGGCCUCAAAGGUGAAAAAGGUGCGGGUGGCCUCCCAGGAUUCAAAGGUGCAAAAGGAGAGAAAGGAGAACCUAGUGAGAACGCAACUAAAGGCGACAAAGGUGAGCCGGGCAAAGAAGGACCACUGGGACCACCAGGUGGGAUUGGAGAGAAGGGUGAGAAGGGUGAUAGGGGAGAAUGUGGCCUGUUAGGAGAAAGGGGACAGAAAGGAGAGCCAGGCGAACCAGGACCUCCGGGUGCGAGGGGCGACCCAGGUCCUUCGGGAUUGCACGGAAUGCAUGGGAACCCCGGCAUUCCUGGAGAACGAGGUGACCCUGGAAACAAUGGAAACAAGGGGGAGCCGGGAUCACAAGGGCCUCAGGGUCCUCAAAGUCUCAGAGGAUUAAGGGGACCGAAAGGGGACAGGGGUCUUCCGGGAAAACGUGGUGACCGUGGGCUUCAAGGUGUGAAAGGGACGGCGGGAGAUGCCCUGGGCAGACUGCGCUCUGCUUUCAGCGUGGGUCUCAGCCCCAGCAAGUCCUUUCCACCGUCAGGCUUCCCAGUGCGCUUCGAUAAGAUCUUUUACAAUGAAGAAAAUCAUUAUGAUGUCGUCGCUAACAAGUUCAACUGUACUUACCCGGGGGCUUACGUCUUCUCCUAUCAAAUCACCGUCAGGAACAAGCCUUUGCGUGCAGCCCUGGUGGUCAACGGGGUGCGCAAACUGCGCUCACGAGACACCGUCCAGGGCCAGGAUAUAGACCAGGCUUCCAACCUGGUGCUCCUGAGACUUGCCGCUGGAGACCAGGUGUGGGUGGAGACCAUGAGGGAUUGGAACGGUGCUUAUGCCAGCAGUGAGGAUGAUAGCAUCUUUUCAGGGUUUCUGCUCUAUCCUGACUGA